UGUUCAAACACAGAGAAAAACUCCUGCUGAAGCGACUGAUCUCCACACUGUUAUAAAGAUGGCGUUUAUUAAAGAGGAGAGUGAAGAUGUGAAGAUUGAAGAAACAUUCACAGUCAAACAGGAAGAUCUGCAGGAACAAACAGACCUAAUUGAAGAGAAUGAGGGGAGUAAAGAGGAGGAACAUCAUGUCAAAAUUGAGGAAAAAACUCAUUUACAGACUGAUAGUAUUUUGAAAAGGAAGGACAAGAAUCGUUUCACCUGCACCUGCACUCAGUGUGGAAAGAGUUUUGGAAGAAAAGGCAGUCUUAAAAUUCACAUGAUGAUCCACACUGGAGAGAAACCAUUCACAUGCACUCAUUGUGGAAAAAGUUUCAGCCAAUUAUCAUCCCUUAAUCAACACAUGAGGAUCCACACUGGAGAGAAACCAUUCACUUGCACUCAGUGUGGGAAGAGUUUCAGCCAAUCAUCAUCCCUUAAUCUACACAUGAUGAGCCACACUGGAGAGAAACCAUUCACUUGCACUCAGUGUGGGAGAAGUUUCAUCCAAUCAUCAGACCUUAAUAAACACAUGAAGACCCACACUGGAGAGAAACCAUUCUCAUGCACUCAGUGUGGGAAGAGUUUCAGCCAAUCAUCAUCCCUUAAUCCACACAUGAUGGGCCACACUGGAGAGAAACCAUUCACAUGCACUCAGUGUGGAAAAAAAUUUCACUGCUCUUCACACCUUAAUCUACACAUGAGGAUCCACACUGGAGAGAAACCAUUCACUUGCACUCAGUGUGGGAGGAGUUUCAGCCAAUCAUCAGACCUUAAUAAACACUCGAAGACCCACACUGGAGAGAAACCGUUCACAUGCACUCAGUGUGGGAAAAGUUUUCACUGCUCUUCACACCUUAAUCAACACAUGAGGAUCCACACUGGAGAGAAACCAUUCACUUGCACUCAGUGUGGGAGGAGUUUCAGCCAAUCAUCAUCCCUUGAUCAACACAUGAGGAUCCACACUGGAGAGAAACCAUUCACUUGCACUCAGUGUGGGAGGAGUUUCAGCCAAUCAUCAUCCCUUAAUCAACACAUGAGGAUCCACACUGGAGAGAAACCAUUCACUUGCACUCAGUGUGGGAAGAGUUUCAACCGAUCAGCAAACCUUAAUAAACACAGAAAGAUUCACACUGGUGUGAAUAUAUGAGCUCCAAAAUUGAAACUGCACCAGACAACUCACACUGGAGAGACAGUACACUUUGACAAGAGGUUUAUUCAGUUAACACAUCUGAAAACACAAAAGAGGAUUUAUACUGGAGAGAAACUGUACAGAUCUGAUCAGUGUCUACAGAGUUUCGCUCAUUCGGCGCAGCUUAAGAAACACAUGGACAAAAAGUUGCACACAUGACAUGAAUGCAGCAAAACACUUUCUCAUGUUCACAGGAUGU
Messenger RNA from Danio aesculapii, 1427 nucleotides. RefSeq names its product gastrula zinc finger protein XlCGF8.2DB-like. Gene Ontology annotation, biological process: regulation of transcription by RNA polymerase II. The coding region runs from base 59 to 1186 and encodes 375 amino acids. NCBI's taxonomy places the organism in Eukaryota, Metazoa, Chordata, Actinopteri, Cypriniformes, Danionidae. The record is from RefSeq and is a predicted model, not a curated record. The transcript is spliced from 2 exons. Gene Ontology annotation, molecular function: DNA-binding transcription factor activity, RNA polymerase II-specific; RNA polymerase II cis-regulatory region sequence-specific DNA binding.